Rubroshorea leprosula is the source of this 4050-nucleotide messenger RNA. The record is from the annotation of a GenBank genome assembly. Lineage: Eukaryota; Viridiplantae; Streptophyta; Magnoliopsida; Malvales; Dipterocarpaceae.
CUUGCUGUAGCAUGGACAAACAUAACAAAGCCAAAUUAUUAACCACAUAUGGCUUCUGACGGCUACUCUUUCAGGACCUACAGCGAAGCAGAUCAUGAGCUCGAGGAGAAGGCAUAUAGAAGACAGACCCUUAAGCGACUCAUCAUCAUCGGACUCUCCACCGCCGUUUUCAUUGCCGUCACUAUCAGUGCGGUGGUGGGGAUGGUUGUACCACAGAAGAACACCGAAUCAUGUGCAUCGAAGCCAAUUACUCCUAAUUGGUGGCCGCCUCCUUCAACAGCCGCAUCAGGCCAGUCCAUUCAAGACAUGUGCAACACCAUGACUCUCUAUCCUUCCUCCUGCACUUCAAGCAUAACUUCUAUUCUAGAGGGCUUAUCUGGAGGAUUGCUAUGUAUUUGGGAAUCAACGGUGUUUAAAAUGAAGGAGGUGUUUGAGGGACGUUCGUUUGUGGGUGUUUUUGGGGCAUGGGGAGAAGAGCGGAUACCGGUGCAUUUCGUUAACAUUUAUUCUCCAUGCACUCUGGCGGGCAAAAGAGAGUUGUGGGAGGAGCUGGGUAACUUAAUUAACAGAAGGAAGGGUAGGUGGUGUGUAGGAGGCGAUUUUAAUGCUGUUACGAGGGUAGAGGAGAGGGCGGGGUGCAAAGACCCAACCAUAGAGAUGAACGAUUUUAACAGCUUCAUUCAUGAUGCGGGGUUGAUUGAUUUACCAUUGAUAGGCAGGAAGUAUACCUGGUACAGCUCCAAUGGUCGACAGAUGAGUAGAAUUGACAGAUUCCUAAUCUCUGUUGAUUGGCUUGAGAAGUGGGGUGAUGUGAAACAGUGGGGUUUGGGCAGAUCAGUGUCAGAUCAUUGUCCGCUGGUUCUGAAGAAUGAAAAAGUAGACUGGGGACCAAAGCCGUUUAAAUUCUUCGAUGCGUGGCUGGAGCAACCUGAUUGCAAGGAGCUGAUAAGAAAGACAUGGAAUUCUGCAGCGGAAGAGGGGAGAAAGGGAUUCAGACUAAAGGAGAAAUUAAAAGGAACAAAAAAAGCCUUGAAGGAGUGGAGUGGCAGUCAUAUGUCGGAAUUAGAUAGUAAGAUUAAGGAAGCGGAAAAGAUGAUAGCUUCCUUGGAUGAGAAAGGAGAAUCUGUUCAGCUAUCGGAAGAAGAAAACAUCAGGAGGAAAGGAUGCUUCCUUGAUCUGUGGAAGAACUUGAGAAUCAAGGAGAGAAUAUGGAGAAGAAAUGAGCUAAACAGCAUCCAGGUUAAUGGGAAACAGCUGCGGGAGGUGGGUGAAUUAAAAGAAGGAGUAGCAAAGUAUUUUCAAGAUCUAUUCACAGAAUAUGACAGGCGGAGACCAAAGCUGGAUGGCAUUAACUUCAAACAACUAUCCCAUGAAGACAAUGAAACCCUCAUGGCUGAGUUUACAGAGGUAGAAGUUAAAAAUGCAGUGUGGGAUUGCGAGCCAACAAAAUCCCCGGGGCCCGACGGGUUUAACUUCAAAUUUAUAAAGGCUAUGUGGGAGGACAUAAAGGAAGAUAUUAUGGGCUAUAUUCAAGAAUUUCAUGAGCGAGGCAAGAUGGAAAAAGGAGCAAAUGCGUCGUUCAUAGUCUUAAUCCCGAAGGUUGAAAACCCCCAACGAAUUGAAGAUUAUAGGCCAAUUUCGCUCAUUGGAGUCAUGUACAAGAUCCUGGCGAAGUUGUUAGCUAACCGUCUGAGGAAAGUACUGGAUAAGAUUAUCGGGGAGCAACAAAUGGCAUUCAUUAAGGGCAGACAGCUGCUGGAUGGGGUGAUCAUUGCUAACGAGGUGAUCGAGGAGGUAAGGAGAAAGAAGAAAAGCAGCUUUUUAUUCAAGGUGGACUUCGAAAAAGCUUAUGACAAGGUAAGCUGGGACUUUAUUGAUUAUAUGUUGAUGAGAAUGGGGUUUGCUGCCAAAUGGAGAAAAUGGAUGAAGGAAUGUCUACAAUCGAGCACAGUAUCAAUCCUCAUUAAUGGAAGUCCAACAAGGCAAUUCUCGGUUAGUAAAGGGAUAAGGCAAGGUGAUCCACUUUCUCCCUUCUUGUUCUUAAUAGUAGCGGAGGGUUUGAAUGGCUUAAUGGCAUCUGCGGUGGAUAAGAAUCUUUUCAAGGGGGCGAGGAUUGGAAACGUUGAUGUGACGGUAUCCCACCUUCAGUUUGCAGACGAUACAAUAUUUUUUGGAGAAGCUUCAAAGGAGAACAUCCAGGUUAUCAAAUGUGUGUUGAGAACCUUUGAGUUAGCUUCGGGCCUCAAGAUUAACUAUGGUAAAAGCCAGCUAAUGGGGAUCGGGGUGGAGGAGGAUUGGCAAAAAAGAAUGGCAUACAUUCUCCACUGCAAAGAAGGUGUGCUUCCUGUCAAAUAUCUGGGAAUUCAAAUUGGAGGAAAUCAUAGAAAGUUAUCAAUGUGGCAGCCAUUGGUGAACUCGUUCAAGACGAAGCUUGCAAGUUGGAAGGGCCGGGGUUUGUCAAUGGGAGGUCGAAUUGCGCUCAUAAAUUCUGUGUUGUCCAGCUUACCGGUGUUCCAGAUGUCAGCCUACCUUCUCCCAAAAGGUAUUCUCUACACUUUAGAUAAAAUUCGCAGAAACUUUUUAUGGGGAGGGGAGGGAGAGGGAAAGAAAAUCAAUUGGGUUUGUUGGGAGAGGGUUUGUAGAGCAAAGGAGGAGGGAGGGCUAGGAGUAAAAGACUUGCAGAAGUUUAAUGUGGCACUCAUGGGAAAAUGGUUGAGUAGGAAAGUAGGGUCGUUAUGGUGGAGGGACAUCCGAAGACUCAAAGCCGGGGAGGGAGUGAAUGUGAGAGGAUUGUGGGAGGAUUUUAGACUCAAGAUAGGGGAAGGGAGAGGUGUCAAAUUCUGGUGGGAUACAUGGUGUGGGGAGGAGUGUUUAGCUAACAAAUUUCCUAGACUAUAUCUAUUGUCAACAGGGAAAGAAAAAGAAUGUCAUGAAAUGGGUAAUGAGGAUCGAACCUUAUGGAAAUGGAAUUUAUCUUGGAGACGUAAUUUGCUUGAAUGGGAAGAAGAAGCAGUCCGAGAGCUCCAAGGGAUGAUUGAAGGAGUGAAGAUCACACCAGGUUGCCCAAACAGAUGGGAAUGGAGCCACAGCACGGAAGGCCAAUACUCGACAAAAAUAGCUUACCAAAAGCUAUCAAUGCCAAGGAAGAACCCAGAGGAAGAAAAAAUUUUUAAAAGGGUUUGGAACCCUAUCGUCCCUACCAAAGUGGCGGCACUUAACUGGAAAACACUGCUGGACAGAAUCCCUUCUAAGUUAAAUCUGAUCAAAAGGGGUAUUAUCAAAGACAUGGCAGAAGGAAAUUGUGUAUUAUGCAAUGAAGAGAUUGAGGAUGCUGACCACCUGUUUUUAAAAUGCAAAGUAGCUAGAGGCCUGUGGCAAGCAUGUGCAAACUGGUGGGGAACAAAUUUUACACUUCACAGAGAUUGCUGGACGACAUUUCAACAUUUUGGGACAUGGACUACAAAACCAUGCAUUUCAGAAGGGUGGGACUGCAUAUGGAGUACAGUUUCGCUCAAUGAGUUAGCGAACAUCUCUUCUCUUCUUUCUCCAAAAAGUAUUGUGAGUUUGGAACGUACCGAUGCUGUCUUGCACGGGGCAUUGGAUGUUUGUAGAGACCUUAAUAAAGAUGCCAUUGGUAAUAUCAUCAAAUCCUUUGCUUCCGUGCAAAUGAGUCAGGGAAAGGUGGUGUUGUCCACUGAUACGGUCAACGACAUCAGGGUGUGGCUGAACGCCGCCGUUACCUAUCAGAAAAUUUGUUUGGAUGGGCUAAAGAAGGUCGCAAACGAGACCGCUCUGGCCAGGUAUAUCGGAAAUGUAAUGCGUAACUCCACGGAGUUCACCAGCAACAGUUUGGAGAUUGCAUCUAAAAUAAUGACGUAUCUUCAUUAUUUCCAAACUCCGAUUCAUAAUCGAAAAUUACUGAGGAUUGACGGCGGCGCUGGCGCGCGGAUAUUGCAGGAGGAAAUUCAAACACCGGAUUUAACGGCGUCAUGGUAGCCAGGGACGGCAGUGGAGGGCCUGCAGGUCGAGUAUUAAAAUGACAGGCCUUUU